Messenger RNA from Trichobilharzia szidati, 1152 nucleotides. Lineage: Eukaryota; Metazoa; Platyhelminthes; Trematoda; Strigeidida; Schistosomatidae. The record is from the annotation of a GenBank genome assembly.
AUGUCUAGUCAAGUGAUAUCAUCAAAUAAAUUUAAGCGUCUAGUUAUUAAUAAAGCUAUGAAUUUAAUACCACGUUUAACUGAUAAUCAAAUAUUGAAGGGGAUAAAUGUUGAAAUAAACGAAAAAGAAGUGCUAGAUAUUGCCUUAUUUCUACCAGACAUUUUAAUGACUGAACCUGUUUGUCUCCAGUUAGAUUUAACUGAACCAAUUACAAUUAUCGGUGAUAUAUACGGUCAAUAUGGACAUUUAUUAAGAAUAUUAAAUUACUAUGGUCAUCCCCCAGAGAAAAAAUAUUUAUUCCUAGGGAAUUAUAUUAACCACGGACCACAGAGUAUAGAGACUAUACUACUUUUAAUUAUCUAUAAAGUAUGCUAUCCAAAGUCAAUAUACCUGCUUAGAGGUAAACAUGAGUGUGUACGGUUGACAAAAGCACACGGCUUUUAUAAAGAAUGUGGAAAGCGAUUCAGUUUAAAUUUUUGGCAUAUUCUAAUGGAAAUAUUUCAGUAUAUGCCGGUUAUGGCAAUUUUGGAAAAUGAAAUCUUCUGUGUACACAGUGGUAUCUCACCAAUGAUUGAACAAUUCGAUAUUAAAACACAAACACAAUUUAUUGCUUUUAUUGAACAAAAUAUUAUUUUACCCGCAGAUAUUGAAAAUAAUCGUUUAUUAAUGCAUUUUAUAUGGUCUGAUCCUGAUGAUGAAACACAUGGAUGGGAUCAAAAUCCAUGUGGUCAAGGUUAUCUAUAUGGAUCGAAUGCAGUGGAAGAAUUUUGCAAGCGUAUUGGUGUAAAACAAAUUGUACGAUCAAGUGAAUUAAUAUUGAAAGGUUAUGAAUUUUUUGUUAAUCCACGUUUAUUGACGAUAUUUUCAGCACCAGAUUUUACACGAAAAUAUGAAAAUGAUGCUGCUAUGCUAUAUUUGUAUAAAUUGGAUUCAGAGUUAAAGAAUAAUAAUGAUGAUAAUAAUAAUAAUAAUAUAGGUGCACAGAUUCGAUUGAUUCAACCAAUUAUACGUUUAAGGUGUAAACCAACUCUACGAAUGAAUAUUGCACUAAAUAAUAUUAGUGUUAAUUUAGCCACUGGUACAGCAGUGAAGAGUAACAGUGAACUGACCACGACCACCAGUGAAGUGUGCGUAAAUGAUGAAAAUAACUAA